UUGUUACAAUAUUGUAACAAAGAGAUUUAGUUGAACCAGAGCCGUUGGCUCGUUUCGAUCAAAAUGAGAAUACUGCAGAUGUUCGGAUUUUUCGUAAUUUUCUGGCCUGCAUUUAGCGCAAAAGAAGAUGAUGUUGUAACACGAGGAUGCAAAAGUUUGGAAGCUACGACACCGCUGUUGCGCCUUAAAAAGCAUCUUUUUUGCGAAUAUGAUUCCACCGUCCGUCCAAGCCAUCAUAAAACAGCAACUAACGUGACUCUUAGGCUAAUGCCGAAAAUGAUGGAAUUCAACGAGCAGGGUAUAUUGACACUUCACAGUUGGAUGUCGUAUUCUUGGAUGGAUACGUUUCUCACUUGGACACCGAGCGAAUAUGAUGCGAUUACUUAUAUUCACGUGAAAGCUUAUGAUAUUUGGGUGCCCGAUCUGUAUGUCUACAACUCUGGUGAUAUGUCGAAUGAUGAAUACCCAACGUUCUACAAGACGGAUUGUUUGCUCUUUAGUACGGGUUCUGUCAGUUGUGUGCCGUCUGUAAAAUAUCUUGCAAAAUGCAAUCCUGAUUAUACCUAUUGGCCUUACGAUCAGCACACAUGUAAUAUCACAUUAGGCUCAUGGUCGCACACAGGAGAAGAAAUUGAUGUCACUCUAGAAGAGCCCAAAAUGGAUAUGACUGGCUAUGAGAAUAACACAGAGUGGGACUUAAAAUUUAUAAACGCAGAGAAAGUCGUUAUGAAGUAUAAAUGUUGUCCGAACGAUUCGUUUCCCAGAGUCGAUUUUACAUUUUUAUUGACUCGACACCACGACAUAAAUCAUAGAUCUUACAUCACACCGGCCAUCACUUUGAUAUUCCUCACCCUAACGGUGCUCUGGUUGGAUUCAAGAUCAGUUGAACGAAUAGCGAUCGCGAGUGUAAAUUUUAUUUGUCACCUACUUUGUAUAUACGAUUUGCAUUGGCAACUGCCAUACAACGGCGUAAAUCCUCCGAACAUACUGCUGUUCUAUCGCGAGUCAUUGGCGUUGGCUACAUUCACAUUAAUUUUGACGGCCUUGUUACGUAAAUUGCAAAAUAUGAGCAUGGAGAUGCCAAACUGGAUUUCUUCCACGACAACGUUUAUUUUAAACAAUAAGGCUGGUCAAUUCUUGGUCCUGAAUGAUGAGGAGUCCAAAAUAGCAGGUGGAGGAUUAGUGACUGAAGACAGCUCAGAUCUUCCAAAGUCCGGAAUGAAAAUGAAAGAAUCAUCCUGGAGACAUUUUGCCACUAUCAUCGAGUGGUUGUCAUUCUUCUGCGUGAUGCUUACUUAUAUCAUCAUCGUAAUCAUGCUUGUACCUUCAGGAGCUAGAAAUUAAUUCACUGUACAAUUAUAACAUUUUCUAUAAUAUUCAAAAUACUUUUAAGCAAUCUGUUUUAAUUAUCCUUUUGUGGAAGAUUAAAAUAAAUGUUUGCGUUAUUUUUAUAAA
This is a messenger RNA of Solenopsis invicta (red fire ant), 1455 nucleotides long. RefSeq names its product neuronal acetylcholine receptor subunit alpha-2. Gene Ontology annotation, cellular component: synapse; membrane; neuron projection. The transcript is spliced from 8 exons. Gene Ontology annotation, biological process: regulation of membrane potential; chemical synaptic transmission; monoatomic ion transmembrane transport. Bases 64 to 1344 code for a protein of 426 amino acids. NCBI's taxonomy places the organism in Eukaryota, Metazoa, Arthropoda, Insecta, Hymenoptera, Formicidae. The record is from RefSeq and is a predicted model, not a curated record. Gene Ontology annotation, molecular function: extracellular ligand-gated monoatomic ion channel activity; transmembrane signaling receptor activity; neurotransmitter receptor activity.